AUGUCAUGUCACCAAACAUCCCGAGCACAGGAUGAUCCGUACGCGUUCACCGAAUCAGCCCCACUUCAGGCGAACUCGUUGCUGUAUGCAAACCAUUCAAGCACAGUCGGUAGUAAUGUUGGAACGACUGCCGCGAGCACGGGAAUUUCGGUGGUCACAACAGCGGCCGCCAAGUCUGGCGUUAGUUUACUCGCUUCGUCCGCAGUUGGGGGCAAUUUCGGAACUGCGACCAGCCCAGCAGGACGAGCGCCUACGUCGGUUACAGUUGGGACAAUCAUAUCGCCUAAGCCGGUGGUAGCCGGAUCACCGGCACACCCGCAAAUCUCCCCAUCGUUGAAGGUUCGUUAUAAUGGCGUGGUAACGCCUUUGCAAAUUCAAAAGGCUCCGCUAGCCGUAGCUACUACACCGGUUUUCACAAAACCACUGCAAAUUAGGCAGCAAACCCCGCAGCCACAACCAACGGUCACGGUGGGGAAACUGAUCAAGAAAGUGUUGCCGCAAAAAUCGCCCCUGCUAACGACGGUUGUUGCCGGUGACCUAAAAGGAUUUUCACAACUGCAGCAACGGCCGCAGAACCAAUCGUCGCCACAACAAACGUCGAUCAUUUCACCCGGCGGCUCGAUAUUCACAACGGUUACGACACCGACCGGCACGGCGUUAAAGUUUAUCAAAAUCCCUCAGAAUCAGCUCGGAAAAGCAACAAUAACAGGCAUUCCGCAGGGAAAUUUCAUACAAGUCAGCACUGGAAAUGGCACGAAGAAACUACUUACCACCAGUAACCUUGGUACGAUUGGUACAAAAUCCGCUAUAUCGGUGACUGCUACCGCAACGACCCCGUCAUCCACUAUAAAGCGUAAUGCUGCUACCGUUGUAUCGACUCAGUUGCCAAGCGUUUCGCCGACCAAAAUUCGUCUCAUACAACCAAAUUCCCAGGGUAAAAUUUAUCUUCAAGCAGCGAACAGCAACAACUUGACCAGCACAACUCACAUCUCGAGUCCAAUCAGUAUAGCGGCUUUGCGAAAUUCUCUUUUUCGGCAGCAGCAGUUGCAGCAACUGAACAAUGCUAAAAUUCAACAGCCGUCACAGCCGCAGCAACAGCAGCAACCGCAGCAACCGCAGCAAACACAAAAAGUUGUUCAGAAUUCGCAGCAACCGCAGCCGAGCCCAAUACUGCAAUUACCGCAACAGACACCGAAACAAGUAAAACCGAUACUUCAGUUCCAGCAAAAGAUCCAAACGUCAUUGGUGCCGCCACCGCAACAGCAGCAAUCGUUACUGUCUAAGUCGGACAAUAAUGCUCCCGCCUCACAAAAUGUGUUGGUACAGAGAAAAGUGCAGAGUCAAACGCAGCAGCAUUCGUCUAUACUGCAGCAGCUACCGAAGGUUCUUCAACAAGCACAGGUGGCGCAAAGCACUGCACCGCAAAGUUUGUUGCAACCGCAAAGUUUGCUACAACCGCAACCUUUCCUACAAAACACUAUAAAGCAACAGUCAGCACCGUCCUCUUUUCAGCAACAGUCGUUGCAACCUCAACAAAUAAAGCAACAACUACCGCAGCAACUGCAACCCAAGCUGCAGCAACCCAAGCCGCAGCCAAAACAGUUCCCAAAGCAACAGUCGUCCACGUUAAAUGGAUCUUUACUGGCAAAAGCGGUUGUUGCGAGCGCUGGAAAGGUCAAUCUUAAGCCAGCAACAACUGAGGGGCCAGUGUUGACCACAGUGCGAACCUUAGGGCAAUCGAGUUUACUUUCUGGUGCCGCAAACGUCAAUGGUCGUGUAAAACCUGUGCCUGACUUCGUGAAAACAGAAAACGCAAUCGCCAACAAUGGAAACGGCACGCUAUCGACCAUAUGCAAUCCAAUCUCACCGCAGAAUAAGACUAACGUGGAGCCCACGAUUGUACCAAAGGUGCAGUUCACGGAAACGAAAUCAGUGGAAGAAAACUCUCAGCUAGCAAUGCCAAUUGCCACAGUCGCACCGUUGAACGUUAAUGUAAAGUGUCGCUCAAACGCUGGACGAAAGCCUGGAUCCGCCAGUAAGAAUCCAGCUGGAAAGCAGCAGAAAGGCAAGCGAACGUACAGUCAACGUUCCACGGAAAAACAACAUUCUGGCGAGCAACUAAUAGCAACUUCGGCAUCAUCCAAAUCUUGUCCUGCUACUCCUACGUCUGUGGCAAAUUCCGCGGCGAUAAUGGAGGUUGAGAAAGCGCCAGAGGAAAAGUUCACGCCUCUCCUGCCGACAAACGAAAGUUUGAGUAAAGGUGCCAGCAGUACCAAUGGGGACGAAUCGCCGGCCAUCAAGCAACCGAAACUAAAGCACGGUCCGAGCUCACGGGCGCCUGGUGCAAUUGCGGUACCGAUGGUUCAGAAAACAGUGCGCGAAUGGCAUGCUCCUGGUUCAUAUAUAUUUGAUCAGAAUGAUCCGGAAGAUGAAUCAGAUGACGAUGAGGAUGCAUGCGAUCUGUGGCCAAAUACGCUCUCCUUCUGGUACGAGGAAUCGAUCGCAGUCAGCGUACCGGAAAGGAGCUCGGCUUGGGCUUUUAAUCCACCACACUCGCGAGCCGGUCCAUCGCACGGUAGUGGUGUACGAAUGGGUAAGGACAAACAGGACGAUUCAAAGUUUGAAAUCCGCAUGCUGACGCGGGACGAGCGGCUGGAGCUUAAGAAAGCUUACCUGCAGCGUCGUGCGGUUCAGUGUCGCAAUGGACUGCGGAUGCGAAACGUUUCGGCCGCCAAACGGAGACUUGAGUCGAUGACUAAGGUGAUGGAAAAAUUGGAAGCCCGUCGACUAAAGGCACUGACCCAAGAAAGCGAGAAACCGAAAUGCCUCUCGCAGGGCUGCAACGAGGCAGCACUUGUGAUGACGACACACUGCUACAACCACAUUACGGAGAAUACUGAGCAACGCCUCUUUCAACGGUGCACCGCAAAGUUUUCCGACAACCGUCAGUGCCACGUGCCGGUGUUCGACAUAAGUCACGAAUUAGUGCUGUGCAAGGAGCACGCUUGGAAGCACGACAAUCACGACAAGAUGACGCAGGAGGUGAAGCAGAAGAAGCCAGCCCGGAAGAAGCCCAAACCUAUAGUUCCGCCCGUCGCGCGAACACAGAAGCGACCGAAAAAGAAGAAGAAGUUGACACCUCUGCAGCAGCAAAUGAUUUUGCACCAGCAGCAGUUCAAACAAUUCCUGGGCAACACCCAGCCACAGCAUCAUCAUGUGCAGUCGGGCCAAAUGAAUCCUCAAUCUGCACAGUUGCCUGUGUCCCCAGAGCAGCAACAGAGAGGGAAGGUCGUCCAGCAACAAAGUUUGCUAAUCGGUGCACCCCGGUCGAAUGUUCCGGGUGUCACCCUCGGGCACAUUGAUAGACUUCCGGUUCAACAGCAACAUGCGGAACAACACGCACUACUAGCAUCGCCUUACCAGCAACAGCAGUAUAUUGGCAAUGAUACGGCAAUGUCCAAUAGUGGAACUAUGCCCGUAACGAAUGGUCACCUUCAAAGUCCACUUAGUGCCGAUAGCCACGUGAUCGGGGAGAGCACCCUGGUAGAUGCGAUGUUCCCAUCGGAACAAAAUAAUUCGACAGUGGCACUUGUUGGCCAGACCGAUAGACCAAUCCACGAUCAGCAUCAGUUACAGCAACCGCAACAGCAGCAUCUGCAGCACCAGCCGCAGCAUCAACAGCACUACGGCACUGGUGCUACAGCGCAUCCGGUGCAACCCAUGCUGCAUGCUUCUGCCUCGCAGGACUUGUUGACGAUAUGCGAGAACAGCUCUGCAUACGCCAGUUCUGAAGAUACCGGUGUUGGUGGCCUGUCGGAAUCGGAGUUGAUGGCAACGCCGGACGUGAUUGAGGAAAUUAUACCAUUCGACAUCACCAGCCAGCUGUACUCGAACGUGCUCAGUCAGCUACCGGCGGAUGAGUUGAAUGAGCUGCUGUUCUCCGGGGGCGGCACUCAAGACGUUCACGAUCAGGGCACGGCGUUCGACAAAAAUACGUGCGAGGUUGAGGAAGAAAUUGCGUUGGCACUGGAGGAAGCGAAAUCACUCGACGACAUGACGGUGGAGUCCGGAAACUUUUUAGGUGACUUCCUCGAAAAUGUCGACGACGAAAUCCUGGACGGUUCGGACAUCUGUACUGACCAGAUACUGCACUCACCUAACAACGGCAGCGAUAUCCGAGGGCUUGUGCAUACGUAAGUAUGUGGUGUGUGGCAUACGUGCUUUUGUAGUGGCGACCGUAGAAAACGAUUCGUAGUGACACGCAUGUUCCUCACCAUCACUACAGAAUCGCUCAGUUGGGGGGAUCGUUGUACCGGUUUCUUGAUGAUGACAGCUGAAACCAGUGUCCACUGGGAGGCACGAUCACAAAAAUUACGAUGGAAGCUUUGUUUCGGCUGACGUUCCAUUGAUUGUGGAGCAACGGGGAGAGCGAGAGCAACGGUUUAGAAAAUGAUUUAGUUUGUGUGAUCGCAAAGACCACUUGAUCCGAUUCGCGGACGCGAAUCGCCGUAGCAUCCCGCACAGAAAGCGAAGGGAACAUGCAACCACCUUCGAGGAUCGCUAUUGUGCGCUCCCACCAAUGAUGUUUGGUAACUUGAUCAGUAGCCAGAUAUUAGUCAGUGUUUUGAUUGAAUUAAUCAUUUCAUCUCCUAGGUGGUUUUGUGAAAUAAAUUGUAUGAAAUUGUAAUCUUCCUGGAUUUUGUCUGGGCUAUGUUUGAUCGUCGUGACAACCAGACCUUUUGAGCGGCGAAUAACAUAAUAAUGUGGAUAAUUUGCCCAGACGAAGAAUGAAGUGACACUGCGCAUGAGGUACAAAAGAUUACGUCUUGAAGAUCAUGAAGUGGAUCACGAAGAGUUGCUUUUUCAAUUGUUUGCUCGCAGUUGCCGAGUAAAUUCUACUGAGGCGGGCCAAGUAUGCAGUUUAAGUUGGGUUAUUAUCAAAAAGUUAUACGUAUCUGCUCGCGGUUUUGACGCAACGUAAGCAACGAUAAGUUGUAAAGUUGUAAAGUUCUUUCUGUUGAAGGGGGUCCUACAUAAUUAUUGUUUUUUACAUGCAGAAGCAGUUGCACUGCUUGUUUUAGGUUUGCCUUAGAGUAUGUUGAAAGUUUUGCAAGUAGUUCUUUUGCAUCUUAAGGAACUUUUUCACAAAUCAAAGCGAAGCUUGUCGUUGCAGUUGAUUGUCACUUAGCAUGGCCGCCAGGUUGUCAAGAGAGUAAUUUCUUUCGACAAUGGCAACACAAUCGCAUGAUAUACGAUUUUAGUUUUGUUUCUAUUGCUCAUCGUUAUGAGUAUUGUUAGGCUCACAUAAAUUACGCAUCAAAGAACGUUUCGGUGAGUCGGCCUCAGUGUCGGUCGCAUGCUAACAAUUCUCACAAACAUUAUUCCAUUCUCACCGGCCACCAUUGGGUAACGUGUGAUUGCAGUGAUUCUUGAUCGAUUAGAUUUGCAACAAAAGUGCAUCUUAGGAGCGCAUUUAGAAGGCAGAAUCUAGCCUUAAUAAUGAUGGGGUUUUUCAACAGACAACGAUCGCACAGUCCGACAAUGCCUUAAGUGGCGCUGCUCUGUGGUGCAGAUAGAUGAAUGCCUGGCAGGCGUUCGGUUAUUGCGUUGUCGUCCUCGAGCCUGGGGACCGUUCGCGAUACCUUUGUACAUACCUAUACAUAAACAAGCUAUAACUAUAGUUAAACAUAUUUUAAAAGCAAACUCGAUAUCUGUACCUGAUUAAAAAAGAAAUCAAAAUGGCACAACGGGAGCUAGAUUUGCCAUUUGUUUUCGUUUUUCGGCCUUCGAAUUUAAGGGGUCUUUAUCGCUGGCCGGUUGACGGAGUUUAUCUGUCUUAGCGACACAUCUUUUCACCAGUUUCUAGAAACGUGAGCGAUGGCGUAGGGUUCCAAAGCGUUCGCACUAGAGUGGGUAGUAUCGGGAACAUGAGGCAUGCUCUUAAAAUUCGUUCUUACUUAUCGUAGUGAUACAUGAACUUCGGAUUAACGAAAACCCGGAAAAGGUAACUUCAGUGUGUGAAAUGCAACAAACAAAUGAUUGACGAAACUACAUGGUAUCGCAAUAAUAUGUAAGCGAAUCGCUUCUGUCCUUUGGAAAUCAAUAAGCUUUAGUUCGGUAGGGUACUGAUAAAAACACAAAUAUAUAAAUAUAUCGUAUGAAUGAUAAUAAAUACUUUAAUCGAUAAAAUACACUUAACGCCCCUCUAGCAGCAACUCUACCUUAAAAAGUACACUUAUAAUUGUAUAUUGGGAUUCUGUGAGUGUGGCAGGUAACGAGCAACAAAUGAUACGAUAAGGUAAACAAAAAAAAACACAAACACACAUAAUACACUAGCGAAAUGUACGCAGGUUAAAAAACAACAUAG
Anopheles bellator is the source of this 6367-nucleotide messenger RNA. RefSeq lists its product as uncharacterized. Bases 1 to 4197 code for a protein of 1398 amino acids. The record is from RefSeq and is a predicted model, not a curated record. The transcript is spliced from 7 exons. Lineage: Eukaryota; Metazoa; Arthropoda; Insecta; Diptera; Culicidae. Gene Ontology annotation, cellular component: nucleus.